This is a messenger RNA of Phycomyces blakesleeanus NRRL 1555(-), 438 nucleotides long. RefSeq lists its product as hypothetical. Lineage: Eukaryota; Fungi; Mucoromycota; Mucoromycetes; Mucorales; Phycomycetaceae. The transcript has 5 exons. Gene Ontology annotation, molecular function: nucleic acid binding. Bases 1 to 438 code for a protein of 145 amino acids. The record is from RefSeq and is a predicted model, not a curated record.
AUGGACAAUGCCCCAAUCCACAAGUAUGAAGAUAUUCAACUUUCUAUCGAGCGUAGAGUCUAUGGGUGUGUCUAUCUUCCACCGUAUUUUCCUGAGCUUAAUCCUAUUGAGCAGUUUUUGUCAGUUGUAAAGAAAAACAAAUUUUCUUCUGCUAGAGCACAAAACAAAGGCCUGUCCUCCUACCUAAAGUCGCUUGACUUGAAGGGAAAGCUAAGUCCGAAACAAACUGAAUCUGAACAUAAUACAACUAGUAAAAUGGAGAAUCUGGAUCAGACUGCCACUACUAUUGAUAGGACUUACACGGAUGUUAAAGAGGUUGAAAAGCUAAACCAUGGCACGAACUGUCACCUUUUCUUCCCCUUCCUUGUUGCCAAGAUUCGAAGAGAAGACUUACUCGAACAAAUAGAACCAAAACUUGAUUAUGAAGAUUUGUUCUGA